Erigeron canadensis is the source of this 4014-nucleotide messenger RNA. Its product is annotated as WD repeat-containing protein 6. NCBI's taxonomy places the organism in Eukaryota, Viridiplantae, Streptophyta, Magnoliopsida, Asterales, Asteraceae. Gene Ontology annotation, cellular component: cytoplasm. The record is from RefSeq and is a predicted model, not a curated record. The coding region runs from base 54 to 3842 and encodes 1262 amino acids. The transcript is spliced from 17 exons. Gene Ontology annotation, biological process: tRNA methylation. Gene Ontology annotation, molecular function: protein binding.
UUUUCUUGCUGCCGCACAAAACCACCGGCCGUCAGGCGUCUUCGCCGAAAAAAAUGGAAAGCGGACAAUAUCUUGGAGAAAUAUCAGCUCUAUGCUUUCUCCACUUGCCACCUCCAUCUCCCUCACUUCCAUAUCUACUUGCAGGUACCGGUUCACAGCUUCUAUUCUAUGACUUGAGUACAUCAAAUAUGAUCGCUUCCUUUCAAGUGUUCAAUGGAAUCAGAGUCCAUGGCAUUACUACUUGUAUUCCACCAACGAAGAAUAAUGCAUCAUCGUUUACUUUCACAAUAGCCGUUUUCGGUGAACGAAAACUUAAAUUACUUCGAUUCGACAUUAAACAAAAUCUAGUGAAUUUACUCUCAGUUCAGUCCUUGCCUAAUUUUGGUCACUGGAUUUUAGAUGUCUGCUUUCUUCAGGAUUGCGUGAUUCAAGGAAGUCAGUUUCUAGCAAUUGGAUGCACUAAUAACUCUGUGUAUUUCUGGGACAUAGCCACAUCUACAAUCAGCUAUGAGGUUAGCUCUCCAGACAAAUGUCUUCUGUAUACUAUGCGUAUGUGGGGUGAAAAAAUUGAUUCUCUUCAUGUUGCCUGUGGUACCAUUUUUAACGAGAUUAUUGUCUGGAAAGUUGUUCCUGCUCUAGACAGUCCUCUAAAAGACAAUGGAUUGCUAACCCCUGUUUGCAAGCAUCAAUACGAAGCCGUUUCAGUAUGUAGACUUGCAGGUCAUGAAGGUUCAAUAUUCCGAAUCACUUGGUCCUUGGAUGGAUCAAAGCUGGUAUCGGUCUCUGAUGAUCGCAGUGCUCGUAUAUGGGAAGUUUUGACAGGGAAUACUGAUGCCAAAUUUGCUGCGGAGGUGACUGUUUCCCCUUCCAGUGGGCCUGUGCUAUUCGGCCACAGUGCCAGGGUUUGGGAUUGCUGUAUGUCUGAAUCUUUAAUCAUCACUGUUGGUGAGGACUGUACAUGUCGUGUAUGGGGCCUAGAUGGAACUGAACUUGGAGUAAUCAAAGAGCACAUAGGGAGGGGAGUAUGGCGAUGCUUGUAUGACCCAACCUCUUCUCUUCUUAUAACUGCUGGAUUUGAUUCUGCCAUAAAAGUGCAUCAGUUGAAUUCUUUACCCAUGGGUUUGGAAAAAUGCAAUGGUGUGAAAGACUAUGAUAAAAAACAAAUCUUUACAUUCCAGAUUCCAAAUUCAAAGCAAGCUGCACUGAUGGAUAGCAAAAGUGAAUAUGUGCGUUGUAUGCACUUUGCAAGUGAAGAUGCACUUUACGUAUCGACAAACAAUGGUGUCCUCUACUUUGCUAAAAUAAUGCCCGAUACUGGUGAUGCAGUAUGGACUCAGCUUUAUCGUGCCAGUGAGGAUAUUCCAAUAGUUUGUAUGAGCGUAUUUCCAGUUGGCACUCGUGUGGAGAAUUUGAUUGCUCUGGGAGAUGGGAAGGGAAGAUUAUCUGUUGUGAGUGUUGUUGGUAGCCCGACACCAAAAGUCAAUAUUUCUUUAACGUGGCCCGCUGAAGCUGAGAGACAGCUUCUAGAAACAUUUUGGUGCGAGUCCUUGGGUCCUGCGUAUAUCUUUACUGCUGAUCCUAGAGGAAGGUUGAAGCUAUGGAAUAUCCAUUCAAGUUCUGAAUAUGAAAUAGGACAUAAUGCAUGCUUAGUUGCAGAAAUUGCAUCAUCUUUUUCUGCAAGGAUAGUAUGCUUGGAUGCAUCAUUUGCGGAAGAGGUUUUGGUGUGUGGGGAUCUUCGUGGUAAUCUUGUUAUAUAUCCUUUGUUAAGAAACCUAUUGAUUGGUAAGCCUGCUGCUUCAGUUGCACAUAUUUCCCCUUUAACUUACUUCAAAGGAGCUCAUGGCAUAUCUACUGUCAGUAGUAUUUCUAUCCAUGGUUCAAAUUCAAGUAUAAUUGAACUACACUCGACCGGGGGAGAUGGGUGCAUAUGCUAUAUGGAAUAUGAUAAAUGUGAACAGAAAGUGGAGUUUAUUGGAAUGAAACAACUAAAAGAGCUGAGUUUGGUCCAAUCUUUCUCUCCCAAAGACAAUCCUGAUUAUGCAAUAGGUUUCGCGUCAGCUAAUUUUAUACUUUGGAAUUCAUCAACUGAGACUAAGGUAGCUGAAAUUCCAUGUGGUGGAUGGCGGCGUCCUCACACCUACUUUCUUGGUGAUGUACCAGAGAUGAAGUAUUGUUUUGCGUUUGUAAAGGAUGAAGUUAUAUAUGUGCACAAGCACUGGGUAGCAACUAGGGACAGAAUAUACCCCCAGAAUCUCCAUCUGCAAUUCCAUGGCAGAGAGAUGCAUUCACUGUGUUUCAUUGUUGAUCAAACAAAGGCUCAUCUUUUUCAAUCGGGAUACAUAGCAACAGGUUGCGAGGAUGGAACUGUGAGGCUGACAAGGUAUUCUUCAGAUGUUGAUAACUGGUGUGCUUCAAAAUUGCUUGGAGAGCAUGUUGGUGGAUCUGCUGUGCGAUCACUUUGCUCUGUGCAGACGGUACAUACUCUUACAGAUGAUAAGAUGGACAUAAAAAUCCAAGGAAUGGCUAUAGACGACCAUGAGGACCAGUUCCUACUGAUUUCAGUUGGCGCAAAAAGGGUCCUAACCGCCUGGAAGCGCAAGAUUAGUUCAACACCUAAAAGUGAAAUGUCGUUUCAAUGGCUUUCUAGUGAUUUUCCAAUCAGAAACAGUGCCACAAGUUUGAAGGGACCAAAGAAGGAGAAAUCUAUGGGAGAUCUUGAUAAUGGCUCAGUUGUGAGUAUUGGUACUGCAUCUAGUUCACUUACUCUAGAUAAACCGGAAGUUUGCAGCAGUGAUAGUCAUGAAAAUGACUGGCGGUACCUAGCUGUGACUGCUUUUCUUGUGAAGCUUUCUGGUUCAAGGACAUCUGUAUGUUUCAUCGUUGUUGCAUGUUCAGAUGCCACAGUUACAUUAAGGGCUCUAGUAUUACCACAUCGUCUUUGGUUUGACAUUGCACUUUUGGUUCCUUCAACUUCACCAGUUCUAUCGUUGCAACAUGUCAUUGUCCCUGAACUUCAAACUUUAAAUGAUAAUAGUCAGAUGAGAAGUCUGUUUAUGGUUAUUAGUGGGUCUACGGAUGGAAGUAUUUCCUUUUGGGAUGUAACUGAAACCGUUGAAACUUUUAUGAAAAGAGUAUCAUUUCUGCGCAAGGAAGAUUGCAUCAACUUUCAGAGAAGGCCGCGUACUGGAAGAGGAAGCCAAGGUGGACGUCAGUGGCGGUCACUGGACAUGUCAAAGGAAAAACUUACUGACAUAUCUUUAAAUACUAAAGAGAACACUGUGAUUAGUAUCCAAGAUCAAACAUCAUCAAAUUUAGGUUCAUCACAAGAAACAAAUAUGAUACAACCCUUGCAUGUUCUGAAAAAUAUUCACCAAUCCGGGGUGAAUUGUCUCCAUGUUUCGGAUGCUGCUAAAAAUAGUGAAUCUUGUUUCCCUUGCAACGUUACAAGUGGUGGUGAUGAUCAAGCACUGCACUCUUUUUGUUUUCGUGUGAUGAGUUCUGAUAGAUCAACUUCAGAAAUGCACUUAAAUAAUGGAAAUGGAACGUCUAAAGAUUACCAGAUUGUAUUUUCACAUCCUCAUAAGAUUGCAUCUGCUCAUAGUUCUGCUGUGAAAGGUGUAUGGACAGACGGGCAUUGGGUUUUCUCUACUGGGCUUGAUCAACGUGUGCGAUGUUGGCGCGUGUCAGAAGAUGGCAACUUACAUGAGCAUGCACAUUUGAUCGUUAGUGUACCAGAACCAGAAGCACUGGAUGUUAGAGUAUGUGGAAGGAACAGGUAUCAAAUUCUAGUUGCUGGACGAGGGAUGCAGAUGAUAGAGUUUUUGUCUCUUGCGAACGGUUAGCGUUUUGUCAACAUUUUAUCUACAGCCUAGUUUGUUUAGUGAGAUAUUUUCUUUGUAUUUAUGUCGAGAUUGAUUAGAUCACUGGGUCUUCAGUGAUUAUCUUUGUUUGGAAGAGCUUUUGAUUUUGUAUGUUAGUUUGAAUGGAAAGAGUUGUAUCUUAUUGUGUGAUUUA